This is a messenger RNA of Paramecium pentaurelia, 1557 nucleotides long. The record is from the annotation of a GenBank genome assembly. Lineage: Eukaryota; Ciliophora; Oligohymenophorea; Peniculida; Parameciidae.
AUGUAUUUAGUACUUAAAAGCUUUUUUCCAUGGUUACUAUUAAGAAACCCUAGCUUUGAUCUUCAUUUUGAAAAUGAAGAUUUAUAAUUGACAACAUUACUAGAUGAUGAUAACCUAAUAAGUGAAGUUCAAUAUCAAAAUAACAAAAUUUUAGAUUAGUAAUAUUUCGAAUAGAAUAUUAGUAUUAAGGAAGAUCAUAUGAUUGAAUUAAUCAAAUAUAUAACAGAAAUGCCUGAAGAUGAUUCAAAUUCAAAAAGAGCAUAUAGAUAUCCAUUUUAUUCAAGUACACUCCUAUGUUUCGUAGGGAGCUAAAGGCCAUAGAAUUUUAUUGAGAACGAUAAGUAAAUUAUAUACUUAAGGUAUAAAGACAAUUUCUUUAUAAAUUGCUCAAUUUUUUUUCUUAAGAUCAAGAUGUUAAUUAAGUUCUUGCUGGAUUUGUUAUAAAUGUGCUCCAAAAAAUUUAAGAGGAACUUAUAGUAUAGGAAUGCUUUAAAAACCCAUAAGUUAUAUAGGGAAUGAUCAGAUAAUUGUAAUCUCGUUCAGUAUCUGACUUUCUAAUUUAUUUACUUAAGAUUUAAACUAUCGAAUACUAAAAUGAAAAAAACAAUUUACUUUAGAAUAUUUUGAAAAGAUUAGAUGAUUCUACUAAUUUUGAAGUAAAUAAUUAAUUUAUUUAAGAUAUCAUCUAAUAUUUCAUAUAUCAUCUAAGAAAUGAUUAAAGAAAUAGAUUAUUUAAAUUAAUAUAUUGAUAUUAUUUUUGGAGAAUUCAUUAGUAAAGUUUGUUAAACAACUUUACAUUAGAUAAAUUAUAUAUCACUAUCAUCAUGUACUAUACUUUUUAAUUUACUAUAAUUCCUAAAAAAUAUUGAUAAAAAUGAAUAAUAGUUAUAAGAUAAUAUCAUAAUGAUAGAUACAAAUAUAGUCAUUUCAAGAAUAGAACCAUAUUGUGCUGAUUGGAUUGAGUAUAUAUUAAAUCAGAAAUCUACUAUUUUUGGUUAAUAAAAACUAAAACUACUUGAAAUUAUAGGAGUUGGAGUUUCCUUAAAAAAUUAAUUAUUUAUUAAUAGGCUUUAUUAAUGUAAUAUCUUUAAAGUUUAUAAUUAAUUAUUUAUCACUUAUGAAUAACAUGAUAUACUUCAUUUUUAAUAUUGCAAUUUAAUUUCUUAGAUAAUAGAAAAUGAAAUCGAUAUACUAAUUAAAAAUGUAUUAUAUUAUUAUUUAAUUUAGUUGUUUGAAGAAAACUAAUUUAUUUAAUUAUUAAUACAAUGUACUAAUAAAGUGGAUAAUUAAGAAAAAUAAAGAAAAGGAUAAUUGGGUUUUAUAACACAAUUGGGUAUAUUUAUAGAAGAGAAGGCUGAGAAAUAUCAAUAUUUAUAAUAAUACUUAUAAAAUGAAUUAUGGCAAUAAUUUAAAACUUAAUAUUUUGAAAAAGCUUAAAAAAUCAGUAAUUUUGAAUUAGGAUAAGAUGGAAUAGAUGAAUUAUUUUUAUUGAAAAAUAUUCAAAUGGAUAAUUAGAAUAAGGAAAUUAAUAGAAAUUUAAAUUAAGAAAUAAUAUGA